AGUAGUUUCUUUGGUGCUGGGGUGGGAAGCGAAAUAAAUACAACAUUGGUUUCUAAACGUUGGCAAGCGGUCUGUCCACUCUAUAGCUCGUGAUUGGCUGUCUGAAAAAAGCGGCUGACUGUGCCGUGUGAUGUGAUCUGUCCGAUUCUGUGAUUUUAUAUACCGAAAAAUGGUUAAAUAAAAUAUAUUGACACCGCCGAAUUUCAACGCUACCCUGUUAAAUCUUUAUCAUGCUGUCGCAGCUGCUCCGUCAGUUUCUGUUUACAAUAGUGCAUUUUGUUAUAAGUUUACUUGUUGCUGUUCAAAAUGUUUAUUCCCGAUUAUGGGUUAAAAAGUGCAUUUUACCUCAAAACGAGGUGACGAAGAGUGAUAUAAAAGUUAUAUUAGAACACUUGCCAAGAGUUACCAAGAAACUCAAACAUUUAGUGAUCCUGACAGACACCGAGGAACACUCGUUCAGUACGCUUGCUCGCUUGGUUAUCUGGAGCCUGGUAGCCGGGAUAUCAUACGUGAGCUUCUAUGAUAUAACGGGAGAAUUAAAAGAAAAUGAAGAAAAACUAUUCCUUGAAGUAGAAAAGAAUAAAAAGGGUGUGCCAGGUUGCAUAAAGUGGUACAAAAAGCCUGACUUGAAUGGCUACACAAAUGGGAUGCAAGCCCACACUGUGUACAUAAACAUAUUUAGUAGCAAAGAUGGCAAGCCCACUGUUACUCAAUGUAUACGUGAGAUUGCAGCAGAUAGAGUUAAAUGUAGUAGAGAAUCUAAUGAAUACACAGCACAAGAAUUAGACAAUGCUCUUAAACUAAUGUACCCUUCCAUUCCUGAUCCAGAAUUAGUUUUAUAUACUGGUCCGCUAUGUUGUACCCAUGGGUUAUUGCCAUGGCAAAUAAGACUCUCAGAGUUUAUACAACUUUCCAUAGACCAUAGUGUAAGUAUUGAGAAUUAUAUAGGUGCAUUGUACAGAUACAAUAAAUGUGAUCAAAGAUUUGGUAAGUGAGAUUGGGGUUAGCCUCAACGGUAGGCCUAAGAUUAAUUGAAUAUUUAUACGGGCAUUAUCCAUUGGUAACCAUCAGGAGUGAAUGUGUAAAUAGGUGCUUUAUUUAAAUAUCAGAUACAUUAUUUUAUUACUAGAUAACAUUAAUGAUCAGUGCAUUAACUAACAUUUUAAUCAUGAGCCAAGGCCUAUUACGUUCUUUGUAUAAAUAAAUUAAAAUGUACCUUUAUUGAUAUGAAUAAUAAAUUGAUACCAAGCUAUACCAUGUUGUCAUUGGAAAUGUAUAAAUUUUAUAUAGAAUUUAGGCUGUAAUUCAAUACAAACAGUGAGCAAUAAACCUAUAGAAAUUCAUAUGAACAGUAUAUUUAUAAUUUUUAAAUUAAAAUAAAUAUGUAAACUUGAACAAA
Molecule: messenger RNA, 1399 nt
Organism: Helicoverpa zea (corn earworm)
Lineage: Eukaryota; Metazoa; Arthropoda; Insecta; Lepidoptera; Noctuidae
Gene: Tango14
Product: dehydrodolichyl diphosphate synthase complex subunit nus1
Exons: 2
Coding region: 231-995 (254 amino acids)
Cellular component (GO): dehydrodolichyl diphosphate synthase complex; endoplasmic reticulum membrane
Molecular function (GO): ditrans,polycis-polyprenyl diphosphate synthase [(2E,6E)-farnesyl diphosphate specific] activity
Source: RefSeq, a predicted model, not a curated record